This is a messenger RNA of Leishmania braziliensis MHOM/BR/75/M2904, 900 nucleotides long. Its product is annotated as RNA-binding protein 5-like protein. The record is from RefSeq and is a predicted model, not a curated record. Gene Ontology annotation, molecular function: RNA binding. The transcript has a single exon. Lineage: Eukaryota; Euglenozoa; Kinetoplastea; Trypanosomatida; Trypanosomatidae. Bases 1 to 900 code for a protein of 299 amino acids.
AUGACGCUGAACUUUGACAUUCUGGCCGGCAACAACGCCGACUGGGGCUUCGACUGCCUUCCUACCGCGCCUGAGCGUAGCCCUGCCCCCGCACUCUUCACGCCCUUCGGCGUCACGGCGGGAAGCGACUCGGACUCGAUGAUGCUGAGCCCCUCACAGGCGCUCGCACCGCAGGUCAUGUCUGGGUCUCUACAGGGCAUUACACAAAAUGUGCCGCUAAGCGACUACGAGGAGAAUGUGUCACCGAUGAAGAAUGAGUCGCUGAGCAUGUCAAUGCAGGCAAGCGACCCCGCUGCACGAGCCUACGAUAGCAACUUGUACGUUGCGUCUCUGCCCGAGUGGUUUACGGAUGCGGACCUGCAUGAGCUGUUCAAACGUUUUGGCCCCAUCGUUUCUGCCAAGGUCAUGUGCCACAAGGGAACGCACCACUGCAAGGGUUACGGGUUCGUGUUGUUCCAACAUACUGACGAUGCGGCAGUGGCGCGGUCGGAGAUGAUUGGUCACGUGGUGGGCGGCAACAAGAUCCAGGUUCGUCGUGCCCGCUCUGCUGCCAGUGCUCCUCUCACGGAAGCCGCCUCGGCUGUGAGUUGCACCUUUACUGAGUCUCCCGGUACGACGCGCGCAUCAUCGUCCAACGUAACGCCCAUCAACUACGCCGCGCACCUGAUGCCAACCCAGCAGCCACCAUUUCAUCCCCUGUACCCCGCCACCACCGCCUUGACCCCGACCUACGUUCUGACGAACGGCAGGGGUCCUGUGCAGAAUGUAUCGCCCACGCAGCCGGCAAUGUUGGUGGCCAUCCCGAACAGUCGCACGGUGGUGCAGGGUGCAGGCGAUGUGAUGUACAUGGUGCUGACAUCGCCGGCGCAGCAGAUGCAGCCAACCAACGCGAUCUACUAA